Molecule: messenger RNA, 2010 nt
Organism: Hyaloscypha bicolor E
Lineage: Eukaryota; Fungi; Ascomycota; Leotiomycetes; Helotiales; Hyaloscyphaceae
Product: Vps52-domain-containing protein
Exons: 3
Coding region: 1-2010 (669 amino acids)
Biological process (GO): retrograde transport, endosome to Golgi; Golgi to vacuole transport; endocytic recycling
Cellular component (GO): GARP complex
Molecular function (GO): syntaxin binding
Source: RefSeq, a predicted model, not a curated record
AUGUGGCUCGACCGAUUGUCAGGACACUCGACGCCCGCAGCAACUCCCUCUGCCUCCCCCCCUCUACCCGCGAAUAGGUCUUACUCUCCAGCUGCUCGAAGACCUAGUCACUUAGGGCCCGCUGCUGCGGCUCAAAGACCCGGUUUCAGCCCACGAUCAUCCUCCCUUUCUCUACACUCAAAUGAUUCUACGACAUCCUUAUUAGCUUCGUCUCGGCGACCCAAUGGAUCAGGACUCAAGCAGUCGGUGACAGUGACUGAUGCGCCGGAUCCAUUAGAUGUGUUGGCAAAGCUUCUAGGGACUGAAGGAAAAGGGGCUAUCGCGAAACCACAUACAAAUGGGGGCAAUGUGGCUAAAGAUGAGUUGGAGCUUGAAUUGGACUUUGAAGAUUUGAGUCUACGGGAAUUUGUUUCGAGGAAGUCUUUAUCUGCCAAGAAGGGGCACGCGUAUGCAACACAGACGAUCGAAGAGUUCGAGCGAGAUAAAGCGAAGUUCGAAGAUCUUCAUCGAUCGAUACGUGCCUGCGAUGAUGUGCUGAGCUCAGUUGAAAGCAACUUAGCGAGCUUCCAGAAUGACCUUGCCACAGUCUCCGCAGAGAUAGAAACCUUACAAGCGCGGUCCACCGCUUUGAGUGUACGAUUGGAGAAUCGGAAAUUAGUGGAAAGUGGUCUGGGCCCGAUCGUUGAAGAGAUCAGUGUCUCACCUACCGUUGUGAGGAAAAUAGUGGAGGGUGUAAUCGAUGAAGCCUGGGUCAGGGCUUUGGCUGAGGUUGAGAAGCGGUCUAAAGCUAUUGACAUCAAAUCGAAGGAGCAACGCAACAUCAAGGGCGUCAGAGACUUGAAGCCAUUAUUAGAGAAUCUCGUCAAUAAGGCUCUUGAACGAAUUCGGGAUUUUCUUGUAGCCCAAAUCAAGGCGCUGAGGUCUCCAAACAUCAACGCUCAGAUUAUACAACAGCAACAUUUCAUUCGAUACAAAGACCUGUAUGAAUUUUUGCAUAAGCACCACUCACAACUAGCUGAGGAGAUCGGUCAGGCCUACAUGAAUACCAUGCGGUGGUAUUUCCUGAACCAGUUUACUCGUUAUCAGAAAGCGCUUGAAAAAAUUAAGCUUCAUGUCAUUGAUAGGCAUGACGUUCUUGGUGGAGAUGAUGGCAACCGGAAGACGAAUCUCUUAGCUGGCACGAAGUCCUCAGGUCCACCCCAUGAUGCAUUCAAUUUAGGUCGUCGAAUCGAUCUUUUGAAGACGUCAAAUCAAACAGCACUGCCCUCAUUCCUCGCAGAGGAAGACAAGGCUACUCAUUACCUCGAGUUUCCUUUUCGGAACUUCAACCUGGCCCUCGUUGAUAAUGCCUCGGCCGAAUACUCUUUUCUCACCUCCUUCUUCUCGCCAGCACUAUCGUUUGCGGCCAUCUCACGACAUUUCAACUAUAUAUUCGAGCCGACGUUUGCUCUUGGCCAAAGUCUCACCAAAUCCCUUGUCCAUGAGACCUUCGACUCUUUAGGCCUCCUGUUAUGUGUGAGGCUUAACCAACACUUUGCUUUCGAGCUUCAACGCCGGAAGAUACCUGCAGUGGACGGCUAUAUAAAUGGGACCGGCAUGCUCCUCUGGCCUCGGUUCCAAGUUAUCAUGGACCAACAUUGCGAAUCGGUCCGGACAGUUACAAAUGCCAUCUCCACCCGAAAGCAAUCGGCAUCCGAGCAGGCGAAGCAAUCAGCCGCGCCUCAUUUCAUGACACAGCGUUUCGGACAGUUCAUGCAGGGCAUCCUUACCUUGAGCACAGAGGCAGGUGAUGAUGAACCUGUCUCCGCAAGCUUGAUCAGACUGCGCAGUGAGAUCGAAGCAUUCCUCACUAGGUCGAGCAAGAGUAUUGGGGAGUCGAGGAAGCGGGAGAGGUUCCUCUACAACAACUAUUCAUUGAUUCUCACUAUUAUUGGAGACCUUGAGGGAAAGCUAGCCUCAGAACAGCAGGACCAUUUUGAAGGUCUGAAAAAAGCGUUUGAGGGCUCAUAA